AUGCGCAGAUCCUCCCGCCCUGCAUCUCACGCUGCGCGUGCACGGGUUCUCAAGAUCUCGAAAGAGGUGGACGACUCUGAUGCCUUGAUGGACGAGGACGAGGACGACGACGUCUCCAGGCGGCCCGCACGCAAGCGCCAAAGGACCGCCGCGAGCCCAAAGACAAAGGACCAAGCAAAGGCAAACAAUACCACCGUAUGUCCUCGCCGUGGAGGUCGGCCUUCCGGCUUCCAGGACCUGCCGCUUGAGCUGAUCAUGGAGGUGUGUAGACACAUGCACCCAAGCGCGCUUCUCCAGUUCUCGCGUACGAACAAGACCUUCCACGGCCUUCUCAUGCGCCGGGCGUCCAUCGACAUAUGGAAAGAGAGCUAUGCGUCUGCGGAGGACCUCCCGCCGAUGCCAGACGACCUGACCAUACCCGAAUUCGUAUGCCUCGCUUACGAAAGGUACUGCGAGUUCUGCUCCGCGCCCAACUCCACGACCUACUGGACCGCGCGAGUCCGCUGCUGCAAGAAAUGCUCCUCGGACGAAAAUAUAUUUCUAACCGGGGAUAUAGCGAGAGAGGCGCUCGUCGUAGCCUCUGUGCCAUAUUAUAGCCUAGACAAAUACCUUCCGGUUUACGAAACCCCAUCUGGAUAUGACAAUAUGCUUCCCACUUUCUGGGUGGAGUCGUUCCUCGAGGACUACGAACGCGAAGUGGUCCAAAGUACGGACAAGACACGUGAGCACUGGUUGGACGAGCGUGAAGAAGCCUUCAAGAGGAUCAGAGAGCAUGCUCAAAUCUGCGAGAUUUGGGCGAGUAGACGUCAUGCGAACAGGAAAGCUGAGCUGGAGCAACUCCGACAGCAGCGAAAAGAAGAUAUCGCGCGACGCUUGACAGACCUGGGAUGGGGUAAUGAGAUCGAAAAGCUGGGUAUAGAAGUUCUUGGGAAGCAUAGACUGGUGCGCACGUCCCAAGUGGUGACAGAUAGAAAUUGGCAUAAAAUUGAAGCCGCCCUGGUCAGCUACAUGGAGGAAGUCAAAGCCGGACGCCUCGCGAAGGAGAAGGUGGAAACCAUUCAAAAACGUUAUCGGCUGCUCACCAAGGUUUACGGCGAUUUCUGCCGUGAUCAGCCUGUUCGCGCUAUACUUCCCGGCGUCGGCGAUAUUGCCACCGUUGCGACGGUCGUGCACCUCAUUGAGGACACGCUAACUCAUGUUGAGCUCACAGAGCCAACGCUCCGCGCUGUCCUCAACAACAUACCUCAACGGUUCUUCGACGAGUGGCGCGAGCGGUGCGAUAACGCCCUUCUCAAGGUGCUCAACAUCCGCCGUCGCACGAAUCCCGCAACCAAGGCCGAUCUCGAACUCGCAACGACCGUCUUUACGCGGACGGACCUUAAGAUGGAGUUUCCCUACCCCAAUGUUCUCGUCGCGCGGGACAUGGUGCGGUGGAGGUUCGAGGAGCUUGAGUCGCCCGCGCGUGCACACUGCGGCCAGAAGUCGUGGUCGACGGAGUACCUUAGCGUGUCAUACGCGCAUAUCGCGAAGCAGCUCGUCGUGCUCGCGGGUAUGGACCCAAAGAAGGCGACGGCGGAGGAUAUGGACAGGAUAGACCCAUGGUACAUCUGUACGAACGACUAG
Schizophyllum commune H4-8 is the source of this 1623-nucleotide messenger RNA. RefSeq lists its product as uncharacterized. NCBI's taxonomy places the organism in Eukaryota, Fungi, Basidiomycota, Agaricomycetes, Agaricales, Schizophyllaceae. Gene Ontology annotation, molecular function: protein binding. The transcript has 8 exons. The coding region runs from base 1 to 1623 and encodes 540 amino acids. The record is from RefSeq and is a predicted model, not a curated record.